CCUCGCAAGUGGGACCCCGAAACCGACUCGUUGAAAAAAAAAGUUAAUGAGAACGGCAUGGAAGGGUUUCGGUCUUACUUUCAGCGGUUAGUGGUCGGCAAUGCCGGCCAAAUCUUUCCGACCCAAAAAUGGCAGGGCGUCAACUCGUCCACCUACCAUCAGCUCGUCGCAGAGGUGAAGAAGCUAUCACAAGACUUUGAGCAGUCCAGGAGAAUUGCCGAGGCGAUUGAGACAGGCACAGAAGACCUCUUCCGCGACUUUGAUCUUUCCACCUUCAUGGAACAUUUCAAGCUCGAUGCUUUUGAAAAGACUGUUCUAGCGCUUGCCUUCAAGCUUGGGAGCAAGCCCGACCUCAAGACCAAGGCCGACGCCAUCUUAUCAACAAACUUCCCCAUGUUUGGCAACAUUCUCAGCAAAUCGUCCGGCACGCAUACGAUGCUUGGACCUGAUUUUAUCGCUGGGUUGCUCGAUCGCUUCAUUCAAGUCCACCCGCCCAAUUUCAACGCGGCAGCAAAGAAGGAGUUGGAGCAUAAUGUGCAGUCUCGAUACAUCCAAGGAAAUCCCGAUUCGAACCCGCUGCCUCCCUCUCAAGUGCUGUCCGCACUUGAUCUAAUGCGACUAUUGGCAGACCGACCCCCGAAUGCCUUGACUCUCUACAUCCACAAGACCGGGCGAGACUUCACCGAGAUUGAAGAGACUUGCUAUAACUACCUCCGGAAUCGUCCGGCGAACUGCCAGUUGAGUGAGGAGCAGGUAUCCCACGCGCUCAUGUAUACGACCAUCAGCCAAACCCCUCCGCAUAACCCUUCGGUUCUUGUCACGGCUUUCAGGCGUGUUCUGCCAGGUACCUUCAGAUGGCAGGAUGUGGUCUCGUACUUUGAUCACAGCGGUGCCCGAAUCACUGCGCCCCAAUUUCUUCGUCUCUACAAUGCUCUGCUGCCGAUAGCGCAAGACGACAGCCAGGGUUUUGAUAUUCAGCGGCUAUGGGGUGGCGAGUGGGAAAACCCAGAGACUCAAAUGUCCUUUGUCUGCGCAUACACCUCACUGCUGCCUGAACAGCUGGACGCCACCACCAUCCCGGGCCUGAAGCCGACCUUCACCUUGGACGAUUAUGCACAAGCACCCCAGAUGAUCCGGGAAACGGCCGCAUAUGCAGUCAGGCAUCCCUUGGUAUCCGAAGCGGCCAUGUCUGCCAUCUUCAACGUCGCCCUCCACUCUACACACGCCUCCAAGUGUACCGAAGCCAAGCGUCUUUUCCAGGAUGUCGUCGUUCCCCAAGUGGCCAUCUUUGUGGUCUCGGCCUUCAGGGUGCCCAAGCCUUGGCCCAAGCUAGCUGAGGACGCCCUGGUUGACUUGUUCAUAGAGUCGUUAUGGGCAGCCAAAUCACCCGAGACCGAUUUUGUGAUGAAUAGCCUGUGGAGGUGGGACAAAGAUUGGGUCAAAAUGAGGUUGAUAGAUGCCCACGCGCACAGGCCGAUAUGUCUGCCACAAAUAUUCGAGCAUUCCAUACGGCAAGGCUGGCUUGAGGAGCUUGUCUAUUUAAUCAAUGGCUUUGGGUUCGAUCUCACUGCUCUAGCCCACGCCGAGGGCUACCUCGACUUGCAGGAGUGGGCACAGAAGAACGCAGAACGGAGUACCGAGAUGGCCUCGGCCCUUCUUCAGUUCCUGAUGAUCAAGGCGAAUCUCGAACUGCAGUAUCAGCGUUCUGGGCCCGGUGCCCCUAAGCAGAGCACCACCCUGCAGGUUCGGACAGUGUCUGCCAUGCUUCAGAUCCUGGAGGAGUUUCUGCCCAAGUCGCCGAUCCCGGAGCUUAUUGUGGUCCAACGGCAAUGUAUCACGGCGUACCCGAGGCUUAUCAAUUACGGCGAAGGGUUCGAUGACAUUAUUGACGCCAACGGUCGUGAUGGAAAUUCCUUACCCCAGGCUGCUAAUGUUAGAAUGGAGGAGCACUACAAGAAAAUGUACAGCGACGAAGUCGCGGUGCGAACCAUCGUUGAGGUUCUCGACCAGUACAAGCACUCGCGAGAUCCUCUCGAACAAGACACCUUUGCUUGCAUGAUUCACGGCCUAUUCGAUGAAUACGCGCAUUAUGAGAAUUACCCUCUGGAGGCGCUCGCCACCACGGCUGUGCUCUUCGGCGGCAUCAUCUCUCACAAGCUCGUUUCGGAGUUGCCCCUCAAGAUCGGACUUGGCAUGAUCCUCGAGGCUGUCCGGGACCAUCAACCCCAGGAGCCCAUGUACAAGUUUGGCUUGCAAGCUCUUCUUCAACUCCUACCUCGCUUACGCGAAUGGCCAGGGUUUUGCACGCAGCUAUUGCUCAUCCCGGGUCUUCAGAAUACGGAGGCCAGCAAGAAGGCCGAGGAUGUUCUUCGUGAGCACGAGGAGGAGACGAUGCGCGCCCGCGGAGGCACCUUACCGCUUGGCCCGACCAUGGGUAACGACAACAUGACAAACGGUAACCUUGACGAGGCUCACGGUUCGGAGCAGCACCCACUGCCAUUCGCGUCGGUCAACGUUGAUCCGCCUCCACCGGGGGUGAUUUAUGAGGACCCAACCGCCGAGGCCCAGGGCAAGAUUCAGUUCUUCCUCAACAACCUCACUGAAACUACACUGCAGACUAUGUACAAGGACCUUCGCGACAUGUUGGAGACCAAGCAUCAGCAGUGGUUCGCUAGCCACCUGGUUGAGGAACGUGCCAAGAUGCAGCCGAACUACCAUCAAGUUUACCUUGACCUGGUAAAGAUGUUUGAGGAUAAGUCACUGUGGGCCGAGGUUUUGAGGGAGACCUAUGUCAGCGUCCAGAGAAUGCUCAAUUCCGAGGUUACGCUGCAGAACUCAACUGAGAGGACGCACUUGAAGAAUUUGGGUGGCUGGCUCGGUCUUCUGACGCUCGCGAGAAACAAGCCCAUCAAGCAUAAGAAUAUCGCUUUCAAACAGUUACUUAUGGAAGCGCAUGAUACCAAGCGUCUCCUGAUUGUUAUACCUUUCGUCUGCAAGGUCCUCGCUCAAGGAGCUUCAUCAGAGGUCUUCCAGCCACCUAAUCCCUGGCUGAUGGACAUUAUCCAUCUCCUGAUCGAGCUGUACCACAACGCCGAGCUGAAGCUGAACUUGAAGUUCGAGAUUGAGGUCUUGUGCAAGGGCCUCAAGCUGGACCACAAGAGCAUUGAGCCGUCUGGCGAGAUUCUCAACCGGGUUCCUGUCGAGGAAGUUCCUGAUCUGAAUGGGCAAGAGCUUGAGCCCUACGACAACACCUCUAUUAACGGUAUGGGUAGUGUCGCGGGUGGCCUCCCCGCUCAUGCCUCUCUUCCGAUCCCCGACCUUUCCGCCAGCCUCUCGAUCCCGCCAACCGAAGUCAUUGAUCAAGCCAAACUGCACAGCAUUACCUCUCAAGCAGUUACGCGAGCCCUGCAGGAGAUCAUCCAGCCAGUGGUUGACAGGUCCGUGACCAUUGCGGCGAUAGCCACACAGCAAAUGAUCCAUAAGGACUUUGCCACCGAGCCUGAUGAGAACCGGGUGCGGGACGCGGCGAUCAACAUGGUCAAGUCAACUGCGGGCAGUCUUGCCCUGGUCACGUCCAAGGAACCCCUUCGCUCCAACAUGGCCAACUACCUUCGUGCUCUCUCGGCUGAGAUCGGUCUAGUGCUGCCCGAGGGUAUUAUCAUGCUCUGCAUCAACUCGAAUUUGGAUCUCGCUUCUAGCGUAAUCGAGAAGUCGGCUGAAGAUCGUGCGGUUCCGGAGAUCGAGGAGAUGAUUCAACCUGAAAUUGAAGCCAGACGCCGGCAUCGUGCGCAGCGUCCGAAUGAGCCAUAUAUGGAUCCUGGACUCACUCGCUGGGCCUGGACCAUUCCUCAUCCCUUCAAGUUGAACCCAAGCAUGACUGGUCUUAACGCGGAGCAAAUGGCUAUCUACGAUGACUUUGCCCGACAGCCGAGGGCAGUCGCUUCGACGACAGGACCGUCCCACGCAGCCUCCACAUCGGAUGCCAGGUCUCUCGCAAAUGAAGUCCUUGGAGAUCAGUUCAACACUAUUUCGGCCCUUCCCACACCUGCGGAGACACCUUCGCUUCCUCACCUCGGUGGUCAGCUUCAGCACUACCCCCAGGGAAGUGGCGGAUUGGCAAACGGACGUCAAGCCGGGCUUAACCAGGUGGAUGCCAGGACCAUUGCUGACAGAGUCAACAAGCUUUUGGAGUCACUGACCGCGGCCGCCACUGGUGCCACCGAGGAACACUUCAAUGAACUGCCCCGCGCUCACCAAGUCCUGGACAUCAUUGACGCUCUUGUGCAACUCAUUAUCAAGACUCAGCAGACGUCUGAAGAGUUUGCAGCAUAUGCCGCAACCCAGAUCGCCCAGUUGAUCUUCAGACAGCCAGGCGAUACCCUCUUGCUUGAAAGUCUCGUCCAUGUCCUCGAAACCCUCCGCAAGAUUGCCGGUCCGGCCACGAGCCAGCAGAUCAGGAGCCUCUUCCAUCAACAACCAGCGGAAUACUUCCUCAACCUUUCGCUCAUUGCAGCACUGCUCGGCACGGACCUGCUCGACUGGAGAAGCAUUGAUGCGGCCAUGUCUAUGGCCCUCCAGCAACGCAAAGAGGGAUCCGUCGAGUUCCUCGAGCAGCUUGUGGAUCUUACGCUGCUGAGUGAGAGCCCUCUUGCGCUCUAUGCUGACUUUGUCCGCAGUUUGGAGGAAGCAUGGGCCUGGAUCAGUGAGAAUCCGGAUGUUCCAGGAGGCCAGAGUCUCAAGUCCAAGAUCCUUGCCCCUCCUCCGGACUUACCUGAAGGCCUUACUCCGGCAGAGAUCCUCGCCAUCCGUCAGGACCAGAUGGAGUAUGUCUUUGACGAAUGGGUUCACCUCUGCAACAACCCUGCCGCCUCCUCCUCCAAGUCGUCGACGAUCUUUGUACAGCAGAUGCGCUCCAGAGGAGUCAUUGUUAGCACUGAUGAUUUCCUCAUGUUUGCACGCCUAGCCAUCGACAAGUCUGUGGACCGCUUCGAGCAUGUUGUUCACCUCAAUGGAACGAUAACGGAGGCGUACCAGGCUAUUGAUGCUUUGGGCAAGAUGAUCCUUAUCUUCUUCCAGUCCCACGAAGACAAUGCCGACGGACAAACGGCUCGCGCUGCUUUCAUUGAUUCCAUCCUCGCCCUUGGUGUGCUGGUGCUGAAUAGCCACCACGUCAAGCGUGGCGACGCUUUCAACUCAAGGGUGUUUGUUCGGUUCUUCUCCUACCUCCUCCACGGCAUUCACUCUCUAGAGGAGCUGCCAGAAAAUGAGCGUGAUCGCUUCAUGCUUAGCUUUGCCGAGCGUCUUUACGACCUGCGGCCGAGCCUCUACCCAGGCUUCGUCCUUGGCUGGCUCACACUUGUCACCCACCGUGUCUUCCAGCCAGCCAUGCUUCAAAUGGCUAACAACGCGGGCUGGGAGGCGUACACCAAGAUCCUUCGGGAUUUGCUCUCUUACCAGGGCGAGCUGCUGAAGCCGCUCGAGCUCUCGAUCUUCGCCAAGGAAAUGUACCAGGCCGUCCUAAAGCUCCUCAUCAUCCUGGGGCAUGAUUUCCCCGAUUACGUGUCUGCCAACCAUGUGCUGCUGUGCCAGAGCUUGCCGCCUCACGCAACGCAAUUAAGGAACAUGAUCUUACUGGCUACUCCUGCUUCGGCCGCGAAGCCGACCGAUGCCUUCCAGCCCGGCUUGAAAUUGGAUCAGAUCGCAGAUAUCAAAGAAGCAGCGAUCAGUGUCUACGAUCCUGCCGAGCAGCUACGCCAACUGGGGCUGCUUGACAUUCUGGACCAGGCUUUGCAGAACGGCCCGUCCGAAGAUGCCAUUGCGCAGAUUACACACGCUAUCACUAGGUCUGGUAGCGGAACGACGGACUAUGGCUUCGUCCCUAUUGACGUCAACCGUCAAGUCAUCGACGCCGUAAUCACGCAUAUUGGCAACUUUGCCGUCAACCGCGCCGCCACCAGGAACGACGCCUCUGUGUUUGUCCCCGGCGCACCAGACCUCAAGACACUGCAAAUGCUCAUCACGGAACUCUCCCCCGAUACGAGGUACUUCGUUCUGAACAGCAUGGCGAACUGGCUCCGCUUCACCAGCGCCCACACGCACUAUUUCAUUCAGGUCUUCCUUGACUUCUUUGGCCACGACGUCGCCUCCACGGAUCCUGAGGAGAUGGACAUUCGGCAGCAGAUUGUUCGGAUCCUCCUUGAACGGUUAAUAGGCUACUGGCCGUACCCGUGGGGUCUGAUCAUCACCACCAUGGAGCUGGUCAAGAACGAGAAGUACAACUUCUUUGAGCUGCCUUUCAUCAAGGCCACCCCUGAGGUGCGGAGAGUGUUUGAGGAUAAGGUUCGCCAGCACUAGAACCGCU
Neurospora tetrasperma FGSC 2508 is the source of this 6361-nucleotide messenger RNA. RefSeq lists its product as uncharacterized. Gene Ontology annotation, cellular component: P-body; CCR4-NOT core complex. The record is from RefSeq and is a predicted model, not a curated record. Gene Ontology annotation, biological process: nuclear-transcribed mRNA catabolic process, deadenylation-dependent decay. Bases 58 to 6354 code for a protein of 2098 amino acids. The transcript is spliced from 3 exons. NCBI's taxonomy places the organism in Eukaryota, Fungi, Ascomycota, Sordariomycetes, Sordariales, Sordariaceae. Gene Ontology annotation, molecular function: molecular adaptor activity.